AUGCCGACGAUACCGCUGCUGUGGCGUAAUAUCCUCAAGUGCGCGGUCGCGUACUUUAUCGGCUCGCUGUUUACGUUCUCGCCGUACCUCUCGCGGUUCAUCACGGACGUCACUUCGUCCGGCGAGAAGCGGCCGUCGCCCUCGGGCCAUAUGGUCGCCACCGUCGCGGUCUACUUCAACCCGGCGAAGACGGCGGGCGGGAUGAUCGAAGCCGACAUCUUCUGCCUCCUCGGCCUGUUCUGGGCCGCGUUCGUCUCGCUCGGCUCGAUGGCCUCCUUCUGGUUCUUCGAGGUCCGGCGUGGGUGGGAAUGGCUCGCGGACGCGCUCGGCCUGCUCUGGGUCGGGGUCGGGAUGAGCCUGAUGGCGUUCGCCAAGGUGAAGAUGGCCAAGCCGAGCUUCAACCCGGCGUGCAGCAUGGCGGCGAUCAUCUUAUUCGUCGUGGUGGUGAAGGAGGGCGGGCUGCAGACGCUGUUCCAGGUCUCGGUGAUCGUCUUCACGGGCACGGUCGUCGCCAACGUCGUCUGCUUCUGUCUCUGGCCCCAGUCCGCGACGGCGCAGCUCCAGGCGAACAUGGUCGGCACCCUCGACUCGUUCGCGACGCUGCUCCGCAUGAUCACCGCCGCCUUCUUGCUCGAGGGCGCGCCCGGGGACGGCGAGCGGCUGAAGCGCGCGGUCGAGAGCCACGAGCGGAGCUUUACGGUGUUGAAGAAGAAUUUGGGAGAGGCGAGGAGGGAGGUGGGUGGGCCGGGGACGGCGGGGAAGAGAGGGGAGGAGAGGGGGAAGAGGCAGGUGCUCGGGAGGGCGUACGAGGACGCGGUGGACUGUUUGAAUCGGCUCGGGCAGCAUCUGAACGGGCUGAGGGGAGGGACGACCCUGCAGUAUGAGCUGACGAAGGCGUUGAGGGAUGGGAGGCUGAGGCCGGAGGGCGCGCCGGAGGUGAAGGGGAAGGUGCCCGGCGGGGAGGGGGACGAUAAGGGCGCGCCGCCGACGACGGAGGAGGAGGCGAUGUUGCGCGCCGCGGCGAUCAUGUUUGGGGACCUCAUCGACGACCUCGGGCCGCCCCUCAAGGCGCUCUCGUCUACGUGCGUGGGCAGUCUGAAGGAGCUCCGCGAGGCGUUCUUGCGCGUGAGCGACCGUGACGGCGCGGCGUUCCGUGCGAGGACGUUCCAGGAGCUGGACGCGUCCAUCAAGCGCGCGCUGUACACGUUCGAGAGCACGUCCAACCAUGCGCUGAUGCGGCUGUACCAGAAGAGCGUGCAGUCGGAUUAUGCGGGUGCGCAUGCGGAGCAGCACCGGGCGAGGGAGUCGGUGGCGAGCUUUACCGGCGUCGGGAACGAGUCGGAAAACCUGUUCUUGGUGUAUUUUUUCAUCUUCACGCUCCAGGAGUUUGCGGGGGAGCUGCUCGCGCUGGUGGACGCCGUCGGGAGGAUAUACGAGGUCGAGCGCGAGGCGAUGAUGCGCGGUCCUUGGUGGAAGCGGAUGUUCACGGGGCCGUGGCAGCGCGUUCGGGAGCUGUUUCGACGGUCGGAGGCGCCGUCCUUUAUCUUGCCCGGGUCGGGCGUGCGCCAGAUCGCGUUCCCGAAGGUGCGCCCGCACGCGCCGAACACGAAGCAGACGCCGGCCCGCGCGGACCUGCCGUUCUGGGGCCGGGUGAAGCAGGCGGUCUGGGCGGCCGGGUCGAGGUUGCGGGAGAACGACGCGAAGUACGGGGUGAAGACGGGGCUCGCGACGGCGAUGCUCGCCGCGCCCGCGUUUUUCGAGGCGACGCGACCUGUUUUCUUGGAGUAUCGAGGGGAGUGGGCGUUGAUUUCGUUUUUCGUGGUGAUGUCGCCGACCAUAGGCGCGACGAAUAACCUUAGUAUACACCGCGUGUUGGGCACCAUCUUCGGCGCGGCCACCGCGGCCGGCAUAUGGACGCUGUUCCCUGAAAACGCUGUCGUGCUCUCCAUCUUUGGAUUCUUUUACUCGAUACCCUGCUUUUACAUUAUCGUGGCGAAGCCGGCGUUGGCGACCACCGGGCGGUUCCUCCUGCUGACCUAUAAUCUGACUUGCUAUAACCUUCGGCAGAGAGACGUUUCUGUGAUCGAUAUUGCGGUCCAUCGAUCUACUGCCGUGAUCGUCGGCGUUUUGUGGGCCUUCCUCGUUUCGCGAUUCUGGUGGCCUACGGAGGCGCGUAGGGAGCUGUCAAAAAAGCUGGGAGACUUCUGCCUCAACCUCGGAUGGCUGUACACGCGUCUCGUCGCGCACAACUCGUUCGCGACCGAUCCUCCGAGGGUCACGAACGGCGAGGACGACAACGACGACGACGACGACGAUCACCCGACUGAAGAGACGUCCCUGCUCGCGAGGAAGACGGCCGCAACGAAGCUGAACAACUCGAUCUCGGAGUUCAUGGCGAUGGAACUGCAUCUGCAAAUCCAGCUCAUCGAAAUGCAGGGUUUGCUGGCGCAGACGGCGCACGAACCACGGCUGAAAGGACCGUUCCCGAUACAACUCUAUCGCAACAUCUUGACGUCGCUGCAGACGAUAUUGGACAAACUGCACAGCAUGCGUUGUGUGACUACCCGAGAAGAGUGUAUCAGAAGGGACUUCAUCGUGCCCGUGAACAAGGAACGGCGCGAGAUGGUCGGGAACAUCAUCCUCUAUCUCUCGGUGCUGUCCUCGACUUUCCGGCUCAAAGCGCCGCUCCCGCCGUAUCUCCCGCCCGCCGCACAAUCACAAGAACGUUUGGUGGACGCGAUCCGAGAACUGGAGGUCGUGAAAAACCGCGAGGUGAAGGGCUCCCGGCAGCUGCUCUUCUUCGCGUACGCGUUGACGAUGAAAGGGGUCAUACACGAGUUGGAUUAUCUAGGCAAGACUCUGCAGGAUGCGUUCGGAGUCAUCGGGCAAACGACCGAAGAGUUCGAGGCGAUGUUCAGGGAAAGGCCGGCAUCGGAAAUCCAGGAUUCCGUUUGA
Punctularia strigosozonata HHB-11173 SS5 is the source of this 2955-nucleotide messenger RNA. RefSeq lists its product as uncharacterized. The record is from RefSeq and is a predicted model, not a curated record. Bases 1 to 2955 code for a protein of 984 amino acids. NCBI's taxonomy places the organism in Eukaryota, Fungi, Basidiomycota, Agaricomycetes, Corticiales, Punctulariaceae. The transcript is spliced from 16 exons.